AUGGACGACGGACGACGGCUUGCUCAUGAUGAUUUUCAAUUAGCUGGGCAGUCAAUAUCAGGUGAGGAAGACAGCGCCGUUCAUGGAAACGGAAGCCGAUUAUCAAUACCUGGAUUAAAAAUGAUUUUUUUCGAUUUCGCUUAUCAUUUGUAUCUUAUAGAAGCUAGGGAUUUCCGACUUUCUGGGAGUAAGAUGAUUCAGGCGCGUCAUCCAGUUCGCAUAACACCCAAAGGUCUGGAGACGUGUUGCAGCCACAGUUCUCACGAGAUGACGCUGUCACCAAAGAGACUCAGUACAUUCUUGUGAGUAAAAAUUGCACCACUGAUUCAGUUAGUGAUAUUUCAGCUGCAACUAAUUUCAAUGGUCAGAGAUAAUCCAGUUCUUUACGAUGAAGAUUUGCAAGCGACUAUUUCGGAUGCAGAGCUGAAACAACAGAAGAAAGACGCGUGGACACGAAUACGAACGGACAUGAUGUGGCAGGAUAUGACUUCCGUUCAGGACGUUUGGUCAGAAAUCUUUGAACAAUACGCCCGCAAAUCAGAAGAUCUCACGGAAAGUUUGCUGGAAGCGAUGCGCUGGACAGAUCCCAUUCUGAACAAAAAGAAAUGUAAGUUUUACAAAUCUUUGCAGAAAUUGAAAUCAUUUUCAUUUCAGCUGAUUCACGGCCACCUUCACAAUUGAAUAACAUGUCAUCGUCACUGGAAAAAGACUAUUUCGCCGACGUUCCUCUUGCGGAGGACGUGCUCGUGUCGGGUCAGAGCAUGGAAAGCCCCACGUCGUCGCUGAACAUGCUCCGCGAGUACGUCGUCAUUCAACCAGCUCGAAGAAUGGAAGACGUCGAAGUGCAUCACGGAAGGCCCAGUCAUGAAUCAGUGCAACAAUGCUCAACCUCGUAUUCACGCCGGAAAUCGCCUCCACGAGAAACAGAAGCCAUUGUUCGGACUUAUCCAUUAUCACUAAAACGAGGGAACGCCGUAAGUCAUCGUGAGAACUAUUAUAGGGGCACCUCACAGAAAUUGCGCUCUGUUGAGAAGCUCUUUUUGCAGCGCAAAUUGUGUGGCCUCGGGGGCCGAGUUUGAAAAGUUAGGCCACAUUUUCAGUGGAAAAUUACUUCGCGGCCUAGAAAUUCGGCCAGAUUGCAAACAGAGCGCCAUUUCUGCGAGAUGCCCCUAUAAUACAUAACGCAUGCCCCUUUCAUCGGUACUUGUGCGCGCGUAUAAAUACACUACUGCGCCGCCCCAACGAUGAUGCACGCGCGGCCGACAGGCUAGCAGCCUUGGCUGUUAAGUGAGAGGUCGCAAGUUCGAAACAGCUUCGUGGUGCACUACACUUUGCGUUCUGCAUUGUGUGCGCGACUUGUGAAGCAAUACCAAUAUCUGCAGUAUCUGCUCAUCCGCUUUGUUGUAGUUGAUGAGCUCGUUGUCCGAUAACACUUUUGCAUUUUCAGACUCGUCCCGAACAACAGAUGCCAUCGGUUGAACAGAAAUUGUCGAAAAGAUUACUCGGUGAUGCCAAGAAAGGUACUGUGAUGAUUUAUUCCCGAGAAGCACGCACCCUAAUUUUCCGCACGGCGCUUGGAUGUCCGUGUCCAGAUUAGAUCAAAAAUUUUGAAUUAUUAAAAAUUGUAUGACAAUCUUUUUCAGAGUACAAAGGCGAUCACCCUUCCACUCAAAUGAGUUUCAACCGCCACAAUGUCCUGGUUGACGUGGAACACAGUUUCCCUCCCUCCACUUCGAAAAUGUUUAAAGUUACUUCUCCUCAAGCUACAACUUCUGUCACAUCGACGAAAAGACUGGGCGGAGUUGUGAGUGUGAACCCGAUUUGAGUGAAAAUUAUCGUUAAACUUCAGAUGCACAGAGGAAACUCUCUGAACUAUGAGUCCGUUCCCCCAGAACCGCUAAUCGAGACGUCAGUUCGAAAACUUCACUUUAUUUAGAAUGUUGAGUUUUUCAGGCCAGAUAGUCCCACAGAGCAGCCGCCGAAGAAGAAAAUUGUACUGAACGUGGACUCGGACCUGCGGCAUCACCGGAACCUUCCGAUUGUUUGUUCCUCCUCGAGCGGUCACCUGCCGAAAACUCGAGUUGACGAAUGUUCGAUGCCUACUGUACUGCUGUCCGGAACCAGCGCCUCCGAUAAGAUACUUUCCGACGGAGUUCCAAUCGCCGACGACGAGAUCAUUCUGGAGGCGACUGGAGAGUGCAAACCGCUUGUCGGCAGCUCCGGUCUCAUGAUUGGAGGACCUUCCGGAAGAUCCGCGGCUCAGCAGCUGAGAUCUCCUACCUCACACGAGCAUUCGUCGAACAUGCCGUGCACUUCAGGUGAUGCGAUCCAUCACUAUCAUCACCCGGAAAUCGGUGAGUCCCGACGUAUUCUGAUCAAAACUUUUCGUUGAGCAAUGUUUCUAGAAGAAGGCAACGUCGAGGACAUUGGAGAGCAGGUGGUCGUGGACGGACAAACCGAUGAUAUGGCGAUUCAGUACGACGAGGAUCUCGCUUUCCAGCAGCACAUAAACAGUGUGCUGAACAGAUUAACCGAUGACGACGUCUGUUUUCGUCAAUGUAAAUCGUUUUAUAAGUACCUUUCAGAAGACCGUCAUGAAAUUCAACCUACAAAAGAUCAUUCUCGACGCGAGAUUCGGUGCCGGAACAGCCCGCUCGAUGCUAAAACACGAUCAAAUGCUGGAGCAGCACAUCGAAAUCGAUCAGCAUCAAGAAACUAGCGACACGUCGCUCUGA
Messenger RNA from Caenorhabditis sp. 36 PRJEB53466, 2735 nucleotides. The record is from the annotation of a GenBank genome assembly. Lineage: Eukaryota; Metazoa; Nematoda; Chromadorea; Rhabditida; Rhabditidae.